CAUGCUUGCGCGCCAACGGUAUUACAACUCCCCAGGCUUCCUCCACAUCUAGCAUCACCCACGACCCACAAUGGCAUCUUCAAGCGCUCGCGCGAAGCUUCUCGCUAAGAAUGAUAAUGACGUUGUCAUUGUAGCCGCUGUGCGGUCUGCUCUCACCAAGGGCAAGAAAGGUGGUUUCAAAGAUACUCGCGCAGAGGAGAUCCUGUCCGGUGUACUGAAAGGCGCCUACACCAGAGCCAAGGUCAACCCCGCCCUUAUUGAGGACAUUGCAGUGGGAAACGUCCUACCUCCCGGUGGUGGUGCCAAUGUUGCUCGCAUGGCUGCCCUUCAUGCAGGAAUUCCAAACACAACUCCAAUCAGCACUUUGAACCGUCAAUGCUCAUCCGGUCUUGCCGCUGUUAAUCAGAUUGCAACCCAAAUCAUCGCUGGUCAAAUUGAUAUCGGUAUUGGUUCUGGAGUUGAAUCCAUGUCGUUUGGAUAUGGCGCUGGAUCCUUACCAGAUGGCGUGUCAGAAGAGAUCCUCACCAGCAAGGAAGCGGAGGACUGUUUGAUUCCUAUGGGUAUCACCUCUGAGAAUGUUGCCUCUGAAUUCGGCAUUUCUCGCGAGGUACAAGACAAUUUUUCAGCUAAGUCUUACCAGAAGGCCGCUGCCGCUCAAAAAGCCGGAAAGUUCAAGGACGAGAUUGUCCCACUGAAGGUCAAGAUAAUUGAUCCAAAGACUGAAAAGGUUUCUGAGAUCGUCGUUGACUCGGAUGACGGAAUCCGUGAUGGUGUCACCGCAGAGAGUUUGUCAAAACUCAAGCCCGCAUUUAUGAAAAACGGCACGACACACGCUGGAAGUGCCUCGCAGGUAUCUGACGGUGCGGCAGCCGUGGUCCUUGCUCGCCGCUCUGUCGCCAAGCGGUUGGGUCUUCCCAUUGUCGGCAAAUACAUUACCUCCGCAGUCGUGGGCGUGCCACCACGUAUUAUGGGUGUUGGUCCAGCGUACGCCAUCCCUAAAGUUCUGGAGAAAACAGGACUCUCCAGGGACGAUGUUGACUUCUACGAAAUAAAUGAAGCUUUCGCGUCUCAGGCCGUGUACAGCAUCCAGAAAGUUGGCCUGUCAUUUGACAAGGUGAAUGUCAAUGGAGGAGCGAUCGCGAUCGGACACCCACUCGGAUGUACUGGAGCACGUCAAAUUGCUACUGGUCUCAACAUUGCGAAACAACGUAAUGAGCGAGUGUUCGUCACCAGCAUGUGUAUUGGCUCAGGAAUGGGCAUGGCAGCUGUGAUCGUCAGUGAACAUUGAGACUCCUAGUGAUAUGACAUGUAGUACGUAUGUCUUGUGCAUCAUAUACAUACUUAUUACUCUUCGAAUUCAUUUCCACUAUCUCCCUUGAUCUCAAUCACACCAACGAGCCAAUAGUACUGACCGAAGUCGCGGUGUCGAGUGUCUUCCAGACCGCUCUAGAUGGUUAGACCUUGCGCUGACAUAGAUAUGUAUGGCAACAUACGGGUCGCCACUGACCUCAAUAUCAGGACGUACUUGGUGAAAGGAUUCCUUCUCCCUGAGCUAAAUGGGUUCAAGAUUCUCCAGUCUGAAACCAUGGAGAAACCCAAAUAUCAACCCGCCAGGUGAACUUUCGAUAAAGA
Suillus clintonianus is the source of this 1632-nucleotide messenger RNA. Its product is annotated as acetyl-CoA acetyl transferase. Gene Ontology annotation, biological process: fatty acid beta-oxidation; phenylacetate catabolic process. The coding region runs from base 71 to 1288 and encodes 405 amino acids. Gene Ontology annotation, molecular function: acetyl-CoA C-acyltransferase activity. NCBI's taxonomy places the organism in Eukaryota, Fungi, Basidiomycota, Agaricomycetes, Boletales, Suillaceae. The record is from RefSeq and is a predicted model, not a curated record. Gene Ontology annotation, cellular component: peroxisome. The transcript has 6 exons.